AUGAAUCAAUCUAAAACUAUAAAUUUAAUAUAUAAUGAUAAAGAAUAUUUAGUAGAAGUUGAAAAUGAAUGCACAUAUGAAGAUUUUCAAAUAUUAGUUUUUUCAGUUACAGAUGUUGAUCCAACAUUUCAAAGAUUUUAUUAUUUAUCAAAUUCAAAAUUAAGAGAUCCUUCGCCAACUGAAAAAAUUAUUGUUUUAAAUAAUCAAAAAAUUUUAUUAUCAAAUUUAAAAUCAUUUAAAUUACCAAUUAAAAUUGAAAAUGGAUUAAAGAAUAAAAUUGAAGGAAUGUAUAGAAAUAUGAUUAGCUAUAACUCUGAUAGAUUACAACAGAUGGCAUUAGAUCAAGUACCGUUGGAGAUAAAGAAAGAGAAAGAUUUAAAGAGAAAGAUGUUAAUGUUAUUGGAUUGGUUUAAGAAUGAAUAUUUCACAUGGACAAAUUCACCUGAAUGUUCAGAUAUUAAAUGUGGUACACCAUCGACUAGUUCAGUUGGUAGUGAUAGACCAACAUUUGAAGAACAGUCACAUCAAGUAUCAAUAGUUGAGGUAUACCGAUGUGCAAGUAAUCACGUAACAAGAUUCCCAAGAUACAACUCUGUCGAGAAACUACUAUCAACUAAAUGUGGAAGAUGUGGUGAAUGGGCGAAUGCAUUCACUCUGUUUUCUAUUGCAUUGGGUUUUACAACUAGAUACAUCUUGGAUUUCACCGACCAUGUUUGGAAUGAAGUUUACAUUGAUGGUCGAUGGAUACAUGUCGAUAGUUGUGAAGCAACCUAUGACAGUCCACUAACUUAUGAAGGUGGUUGGGGUAAACAAUUGUCCUACGUAUUUGCAUUCGAAUUCAAUGGUAUCUACGAUGUCACCUCUAGAUACUCAAUAAAGUUACCUCAUCUCAAUCGAUAUUUAAUUAGUGAAUCUGAUCUAACCAAUUAUUUAAAUCAUUUAAAUCAUCAAAUUCGUUCAACAUUACCAUUUGAUGAAUUACGUUCAAUUUUAAAUAGAGAAUUCUUAGAAGAUAAUGAAAAACAAUCCUAUCAUCAAAGAACUUAUAGUAGUGAUUUAACUGGUAGAAUUUCUGGUUCAUCAGAAUGGAGAAAUAAUAGAGGUGAAUCUGGUAAUAAUAAUCAACAACAGCAACAACAACAACAACAACAAAGUGAAAUACCAAUAAUUUUAAAACCAAUUUAUUCUUUAGAUUCAAUUUCAAAAGCAAGAGAAUCAUUGAAAUUGGUUGGUAAUUGUGAUAUUACAAAGAAUGGUAUUUGUUUAACACCUGAUGAAAAUGAUAGAGUUGGUGGAUUUUGGAUAAAGGAAAGAAUUGAUAUCAUUUCAAAUGGUGGUUUCAUUUGUAAAUUUAAAUUUUUAAUUAAAACUAAUGGUGCUGAUGGUAUGGCAUUUGUAAUUCAAAAUGAUUCAAUCAAUUCACUUGGUAUUGGUGGUUGUGGUUUAGGUUAUCAAGGUAUUAGAAAUUCAAUUGCAAUAGAAUUUGAUACUUAUCCAACAAAAGAUCAUUGUAAAGACCCAGAUGGUAAUCAUAUUUCAAUUCAUACUAGAUCAUUAGAACCAAAUUCUUCUCAUCAUAGAUUCUCUUUAGGUUAUGGUAAUCCAAAAAAUAAUAAACCAAUGAAUGAUGGUAUUGAACAUGAAUGUUUUAUUAAAUAUUCAACUUCAAAUGGUGAUGAUGGUGAUAGUACAAUUGAUGUUUGGUUAGAUAAAUAUCAAGUUUUAUAUAAAAUAAAAGCAAAUAUCCAAAAAUUAUUAAAUUUACAUGAAAAUAAAUCUUGUUUCAUUGGUAUGACUGCUUCAACUGGUGGUUUAAAACAAGCUCAUAUAAUUUCAGGUUUUUCAAUUGGUUAUUAA
Messenger RNA from Dictyostelium discoideum AX4, 1857 nucleotides. RefSeq lists its product as hypothetical. The coding region runs from base 1 to 1857 and encodes 618 amino acids. The transcript is spliced from 2 exons. Lineage: Eukaryota; Evosea; Eumycetozoa; Dictyosteliales; Dictyosteliaceae. The record is from RefSeq and is a predicted model, not a curated record.